This is a messenger RNA of Myripristis murdjan (pinecone soldierfish), 4564 nucleotides long. RefSeq names its product SWI/SNF related BAF chromatin remodeling complex subunit C2 (gene smarcc2). Gene Ontology annotation, cellular component: synapse. The coding region runs from base 2 to 3151 and encodes 1049 amino acids. NCBI's taxonomy places the organism in Eukaryota, Metazoa, Chordata, Actinopteri, Holocentriformes, Holocentridae. The transcript has 26 exons. The record is from RefSeq and is a predicted model, not a curated record. Gene Ontology annotation, molecular function: protein binding. Gene Ontology annotation, biological process: cell projection morphogenesis.
GAUGGCGGUGCGGAAGAAAGACGGCGGCCCGAAUGUAAAAUAUUUUGAAGCGUCUGAUACCGUUUCGCAGUUUGAUAAUGUCCGCGUCUGGCUGGGGAAGAAUUACAAAAAGUACAUCCAGGCGGAGCCCCCCACAAACAAGUCCCUGUCCAGCCUGGUGGUGCAGCUGCUCCAGUUCCAGGAGGAGGUAUUUGGGAGGCAUGUCAGCAACCCUCCCCUCACCAAACUGCCCAUGAAAUGUUUCCUCGACUUUAAAUCAGGAGGGGCCCUCUGCCACAUCCUGGCCGCCGCCUUCAAGUUCAAGAGCGACCAAGGAUGGCGCAGGUUUGACUUCCAGAAUCCGUCGAGGAUGGACCGGAAUGUGGAGAUGUUCAUGACCAUCGAGAAGUCCCUGGUGCAGAACAACUGUUUGACUCGACCUGUGAUCUACCUAAGCUCUGACAUUGAGCCCAAAUUGCUCGGGAAACUGAAAGACAUCAUCAAAAGACAUCAGGGCUCAGUGACUGAGGACAAAGCCUCCAGCUCCCAUGUGGUAGUUCCUAUUCCCACCAGUCUGGAGGAAGAGGAGUGGGUGCGUCCUGUGAUGAAGAGAGACAAGCAAGUGCUGCUCCACUGGGGUUAUUUCCCUGACAGUUAUGACACCUGGAUCUCAGCCAGUGAGAUAGAGGCCGCUGUGGAGGAUCCGCCCAGCCCAGAGAAGCCCAGGAAGGUCCAUGCCAAGUGGAUCUUAGACCUGGACCAGUAUAACGAGUGGAUGAAUGAGGAGGACUAUGAAGUGGGAGAAGGCGGCCCUAAGAGGAAGAGGAUCUCAGCAAAGACCCUGACGGACGAGGUGACCACGCCUGACGAGCGCAGGGACAAGAAGCCCGGCAGUGCCAAGAAGAGGAAGCGCUCGCCGUCGCCCUCCCCCACGCCUCCUCCCCAGGAGAGCAAGAAGAAGAACACCAAAAAAGGGCCAACAACCCCGUACACAAAGUCUAAAAGGGGCCAGAGGGAGGAAGAACAAGAAGAUCUUACUAAAGACUUGGAUGAAGCAUCACCAGUACCAGCGACAGAAGAGGGCAACCCAGCCAAGACAACUAGCACCAAGAAAGACUCUGAUUCGACCCCAGUCAAGGGAACAGACAUGGAUGAGCAAGAGGAUGAGUCCAUGGAAACAACUGGAAAGGAGGAGGAGGAAGGCUCUCCGAGUGUGAAGGGUGAACCGGUUAAAGGCUCAGACCUCCAUGAGGACAAUGUGACCGAGCAGACCCACCAUAUCAUUAUACCCAGCUACGCCGCCUGGUUUGACUACAACAGUGUUCAUGCUAUUGAACGCAGAGCCCUCCCUGAGUUCUUCAAUGGCAAGAACAAAUCCAAAACCCCCGAGAUUUACUUAGCUUACAGGAACUUUAUGAUUGACACCUACCGGCUGAACCCUCAGGAGUACCUCACCUCCACCGCCUGUCGCAGGAACCUGGCAGGAGACGUGUGUGCGAUCAUGAGAGUCCAUGCUUUCCUUGAGCAGUGGGGGCUUAUCAACUACCAGGUGGACUCUGAGAGCCGGCCCACACCCAUGGGCCCCCCACCGACCUCUCACUUCCACGUCCUGGCAGACACACCAUCCAGCUUGGUGCCCCUGCAGCCAAAGGCCUCCCAGACCCCAGCUACCCAGCAGAUGCUGUCCUUCCCAGAUAAGGUGAAGGACAAGCCAGCAGACCUGCAGAACUUUGGGCUCCGGACAGACAUGUACAGCAAGAAGACUGGCUCUACAAAGAGUAAGAGUGCAGCAAGCUCCAUGAGAGAGUGGACAGAACAGGAAACACUGCUGCUACUUGAGGGCCUGGAGAUGUACAAGGAUGACUGGAACAAGGUUUCUGAACACGUCGGCAGCCGCACACAGGACGAGUGCAUCCUGCACUUCCUGCGGCUGCCCAUUGAAGACCCCUACCUGGAGGACAGCUCCUCCACCCUGGGGCCGCUGGCUUACCAGCCUGUACCUUUCAGCCAGGCUGGAAACCCUGUCAUGAGCACCGUGGCCUUCCUGGCCUCUGUGGUUGACCCACGUGUGGCUUCAGCCGCAGCCAAAUCUGCCCUGGAGGAGUUUUCUCGUAUGAAGGAGGAGGUCCCUGCAGCCCUUGUUGAGGCCCAUGUGCGGCGGGUGGAGGAGGCAGCGAGGGCCAGCGGCCGACAGGAUCCUCUGUAUGGCCUGGAGGGUAGUGGCAUCGCAGGCACCGGCCUGGAGGAGGGAGAAAAACCUGAUGAAAGCAGUGAAGAAAGUAAGACUGACAGCCAAUCAAAUGAAGAGAAGAGAGAGACCAAGGACAGCAAAGAUGGAGCAAUGGAGGAAGAGGAGAAGCAGGGAGAAAAUGGGAAGAAGGAAGAAGAGAGAGGGAGAGAACCUGAAGGAGAAAGAGAGGCUGAGAAAACAGACUCAGAAAUGGGUGAUGGAGAGAAGGAAAAGGAUGGAAAGGAGGGAACGGAGGAGGGACAGAGAGAAGGAGACAGCGAAGGAGAGAGGAAGGCCAAGGUGGAACGUGAUGUGGGAGAGGGGAACCUGGCCACUGCUGCUGCAUCUGCCCUGGCAGCCGCUGCUGUCAAAGCCAAGCACCUGGCAGCAGUGGAAGAGAGGAAAAUCAAAUCUCUGGUGGCUCUGCUGGUGGAGACCCAGAUGAAGAAGCUGGAGAUUAAACUGCGACACUUUGAAGAACUGGAAACUAUCAUGGACCGCGAGAGGGAGGCUCUGGAGUACCAGCGGCAGCAGCUGCUGGCAGACCGUCAGUCGUUCCACAUGGAGCAGUUAAAAUAUGCUGAGAUGAGGGCUCGCCAGCAGCAUUUCCAGCAGAUUCAGCACCAGCAGCACAGCCAGGCAGGCGGGCCUCACUCCAACCAGGCUGCCUCAGGCCAACCACCACAGGCCCUGGCAGCUACUCAGCCAGCUCCCAGCACACCGGGGCCACAGCCUGCGCCCAGCCCAGCACCACCUGCCUCCACUGGCCAGGCUCCUGAGUCCCAGCAGCCUCCAGGCCCUCACACCUCGCCCCCAUGCCCACCGGGACAAGCCCCUGCCGCCCACUCCAGCUCCAGCACUACUCCAGCACUCCAUGAGCCUACUGCCCCUCUGCCAGGGGACACACUCCACCCCGCAGCUCCAGUCCCCCCUCCACAGUGAGACAUACAGAAAGAAGUAACAGCUUGGAAAUCCGAAUGACUGACCACUUUGAAUCCUGCCAGGAUCAUCUGAAAUGAAUACGUCAGAAACCGAAGGAAGAGAAUUUUUUUUGACAUUUUCAGUUUUUAUUGACAGGACCAUUAAUGUGUGAAUGAAAAAAAAAAUAGCAUUUCAUUAAGUCAAGCCACCUUUACUUGAAUUAUCUGUUGGAAAAGAAAUCCCUUCAAAUUUAAUCUGUACAAGAAAAUGCCAAUGAAGAACACUGAUUUUCAUAUAGAACCCCCCCCUCCUGUAUGCUUCAUGUGACAUCAACAUGUCGCUUCACUACUUUAAUCUGAACACCAGAAAUCUGGUAAACUAAGAAGGUCUCAUCGAUAUGCUCAUUCAAGGCAAUGAAGAGAAGGCAAAGGACUCGUCUUGUGGUUUUACCGUUUUGAACAUUGUUGCUUUCAUUUUCUUCAGUUGUUUAUUGCAGCUUCUGAAGUCACAUGCUUAACAAUCUCUCCAGGGGCACCGACAUAUUGCCCCUUUGUAGGUUGUAGUCCAAAAUGUGGAAGAAAAAAUGCACUUUGAACAUAUGUUUCCCCCAGGUCCAGUCAAAGACUUGGAGCAUUAAUGAAAUUGAACUUAAGCACUUAAUGUCCCUUUGUUGUCUUAAAUACUUUUUUCAUGCUUAAAAAGUAUGGGAAACUUAAUUGGAUGUUUUAGGUUUGUUAUCGUGUUUUUUGAAUGGCCCACAGGUCACUUUACAGGGUCGCUUGUCUAAUGAUAAUGUCUCUCCAGAAAAAUGUCUAAUAGGCAUGGAAAUGAUUAAAUCAGGAGCCCGUUUGAAACAGUUUGAAAAUACAUACUGUAAACUGGAUUUUCUGUUACAAUACUGUUAGAAAAGCUUUUUUGUUGCUUUUUGUACACCUUUUGGUGUCCUACAAAUGACAGCAUGGAAACUAUUUCAAAGUACUGACAAAGUUUAGCCUUUAGCAGCCAUUGACGGCCCACACACGAGGUCAGCGUCCUGCAAGGACUUCCUUAAAUUUAGCCUCCUUUGCGACAGACUGAUCCAAUGCACUUAAUAAUAAAGUAAUAUAUCAGUGAGGGGCUUCAUGUGAGGUCACUUUCAGCCAGUCGGAUGAGGUCAAAGCAUCAAGGUUGUAGUUUUAUGAGGAAUGUAGUGUUCAAAAGAAAUGACUCAAGAGGUCUGGAAAAAUCAUUUUAGCAGUGACCACAGACAUGUUUAUUCAUGAUUUGAAUAGUUUUUAAUCGCUAAACCAAAAUCUUUUUUAUAAUCAUGUUGAUCUCAUGUUUACUCAGUGAGUUUGUUGGGUACAUCCAGAUGUUGUUGUUUGGGAAAUUAGAUUUUUAGUUUUUGCUGGUGCAUUUCAAGUUACUGAUGGAAGGAAUGAUAAAGCUGUAAAA